Molecule: messenger RNA, 7623 nt
Organism: Acanthochromis polyacanthus (spiny chromis)
Lineage: Eukaryota; Metazoa; Chordata; Actinopteri; Pomacentridae
Product: NLR family CARD domain-containing protein 3-like
Exons: 9
Coding region: 457-2556 (699 amino acids)
Molecular function (GO): protein binding
Source: RefSeq, a predicted model, not a curated record
ACACAACCAAUGACUAUAACCUCUACGUUCGAGGGAAUGCUACGAUUAGCAACUACUUCAAAGACUGCUCAGUACGGGAGCAAACGCUACGAUCUAUGACAGUAUCAAACACAAUUGUAUCAGGUACGCUCGGGAUGGUUCACCGUGCAGGAGACCAGAGUGCAGGGCCAGGUGGAGGAGAGCAACGGAGGCAGUGGAUGAAUGGAAAGCUGUGUGAUGGUCUGGGAAGAUGUCCUCUCUUGCAGAGAUGAAGACUGGAGUCCGGUGCAGAUGGUGGAGUCCUGACUGGUUCCAGUAAACAGAUCACCUGUCUGAGUGGACUGGAAACUUUCUUCUUCUUCUUCUUCAGAGCUUUGAAUAAAGUAGUGACGGCAGCCUGCAGACACAGAGGAGGAUUUUCUCUCAGACCUGGUCCAGACAGCAGAGAGCUGCAGAGGAAGAAGCUGAGGAGCCACCAUGACGUCAGAGCUCCUCAAAAACAUCCUGGAUGAGCUGGAUGAUGAUGAAACUGUUCCGGUACCAGAACCACAUCCCAUCAGAUAUUACCAACAGAAGCUUCAGUCAAACUUCCAGGACACGUUUAAGGUUACAACAGAGGGGUGGGCAGCAGAUAAGCAGCUUCUGGUUGAUAUCUACACUGAGCUGUACAUCAUUGCUGGCCAAGACGUGCACAUCAACACACAGCAUGAGGUCCUACAGAUUGACAAGGUGUGGAAGCCAUCAGACACAGAGACACGGAUCGAACCCAGAGACAUUUUCAAGCAUCCUUCUGGAAAAGACAUACCCAUCAGAACAGUGCUGACCAAUGGGAUUGCAGGGAUUGGAAAGACAUUCCUUGUGCACAAGUUUGUGUUGGACUGGGCCGAAGAGAGAACCAAUCAAGACGUGCAUCUUAUUUUCCCAUUCACUUUCCGUGCCCUGAAUUCACUGCAGGGAAAAAAGUUUCGUUUGGCAGAGCUCAUUCAUUUCUGUAUCCCAGAAACUGAAGACAUCACAGAGGAGGCUCUGAAUUACAUCUUUACAGCUCUGCAGUCAUCAGGAAACAGCAGCUACAAGAAGAGCAGAUUCAAACUGCUGUUUGUGUUUGACGGACUGGAUAUGAAUCGCCUUCAUCUGGACUUUCAUGACAACAUUCGCUCCAUUGACAUAACAAAGUCAAUUAAAAUAGAAGUCCUGCUGAGGGAACUUAUCAGUGGAAACCUGCUGCGCUCAGCUCACCUCUGGAUAACCACACGGCCUGCAGCAGCCAGUCAGAUCCCUCAAAACCUCAUCAACACUACAACAGAGAUCAGAGGGUUCACCGAUCCACAGAAGGAGGAGUACUUCAGGAGGAGAUUCAGAGAUGAGGAGCAGUCCAGCAGCAUCAUCUCCCACAUGAAGACAUCACGAAGCCUCCACAUCAUGUGCCACAUCCCAGUGUUCUGCUGGAUCACUGCUACAGUUCUGGAGGAGCUGCUGAGAAGCAGAGAGGGAGGAGAUCUACCCAGAACCCUGACUGAGAUGUACAUAGAGUUUCUAAGAUUUCAGAUUGAUCACACAAAAGAAAAGUAUGGUCCAGAAAAGAGGAUUCAGUACAUUAAGUCAUUAGCUAAACUGGCUUUUAAACAGCUGCUAAAGGGCAACCUGAUCUUCUAUGAGAAAGAUCUGAGUGAAAGCGGCAUCGAUGUGAGUGAAGCCUCAGUGUACUCAGGAGUGUUCACAGAGGUCUUCAAAGCAGAGCGAAGACAGAAACAGGAAGACAAGAUGUUCUGCUUCAUCCAUCUGAGUGUUCAGGAGUUUCUGGCUGCUCUUCAUGUCCAUCAGACCUUCAUCAACUCUGGAAUCAACCUGCUGGAAGAACAACAAACAACGUCUUGGUGGUCUAAACUGUUGAGACAAAAACCUGAACUUCAACAUCUCCACCAGAGAGCUGUGGAUGUGGCCUUACAGAGUCCAAACGGACACCUGGACUUGUUCCUGCGCUUCCUCCUGGGUCUGUCACUGCCAACCAAUCAGAAUCUCCUACCAGGGCUGCUGACACAGACAGGAAGUAGCUCACAGACCAAUCAGAAAACAGUGGAGUACAUCAAAGAGAAGAUCAGUGAGGAUGUGUCUGGAGAGAGAAGCAUCAAUCUGUUCCACUGUCUGAAUGAACUGAACAAUGUUUCUCUAGUGGAAGAGAUCCAACAGUCCCUGAGAUCAGGACGUCUGUCCACAAAUAAACUGUCUCCUGCUCAGUGGUCAGCUCUUGUCUUCAUCUUACUGUCAUCAGAAGAACAUCUGGACGUGUUUGACCUGAAGAAAUACUCUGCUUCAGAGGAUGUUCUUCUGAGGCUGCUGCCAGUGGUCAAAGCCUCCAAGAAAGUUCUAUUGAGUGACUGUAAUCUGUCAGAGAGAAGCUGUGGAGCUCUGUCCUCAGUCCUCAGCUCCCAGUCCUCCAGUGUGACAGAGCUGGACCUGACUAACAACAACCUGCAUGAUUCAGGAGUGGAGAGUCUUUCUGCUGGACUGGAGAGUCCACACUGUAAACUGGAAGCUCUCAGGCUGUCAGGCUGUCUGGUCACAGAGGAAGGCUGAUGCUUCUCUGGCCUCAGCUCUGAGCUUCAACACCUCAAAUCUGAGAGAGCUGGACCUGAGCUACAACCAUCCAGGAGACUCAGGAGAGGAGAUGCUGAGAGCUAAAGUGGAGGAUCCACACUGUAGACUGGAAAAUCUCAGGGUGACGCCUGCUGGAGUCCGAUGGUUGACACCAGGUCUGAGGAAGUAUUCCUGUCAACUCACAGUCGACACAAACACAGUAAACAAAUUCCUGAAACUGUCUGAUAACAACAGGAAAGUGACAGCUGUGGAGGAGGUUCAGUUGUAUCCUGAUCAUCCAGACAGGUUUGAAUGGUGGCAGCUGCUGUGUAGAACUGGUCUGACUGGUCGCUGUUACUGGGAGGUGGAGUGGAGAGGAAUGGUUCAUGUAUCAGUGAGUUACAGAGGAAUCAGAAGGAAAGGAGACAGUGAUGACUGUCAAUUUGGAUGUAAUGAUCAUUCCUGGAGUCUGAUCUGCUCUGAUCAUGGUUACGCUGUGUGGCACAAGAACAGUCUAACAUCCAUCAGUUCCUCCUCAGUCUCUCACAGAGUUUCAGUUUAUGUGGACGUUGAUGCUGGAACUCUGUCCUUCUACAGAGUCUCCUCUGACUCUCUGAUCCACCUCCACACCUUCAACACCACAUUCACUGAACCUCUCUAUCCUGGAUUUGGGUUCUGGUAUCCUGGUUCCUCAGUAUUUAUGUGCUGAGUUGAGUCUCCAGAGUCUCCUCCUGGUACAGAAACAGUGUUGAACAGAUGGUUGAGUCUCUCCAUGACUCUGUCCCUCACAAACAUGUUUUACAUUCAUGGAUUAAAUGUGUUUCUUUGUCAAAUCCUUCUCAAUGAUUCCUUGUAAACUUGUUCCUCUUCAAAGAUGGAAGUUGUGAUUAUUCCAGGAGCCAAAUGUGGUGUUUGUGUCUUUUUCCAGUCAAAGGUUGAGAGUUAAAUCAGGAUGUGGUGUUCCUCUGACGCUCACUUUAACUAAAAGCAUUUGAGCUGCACAAAGUGUGAAAUGAGAGAGGAAGCAGUGAAUUUACAAACUGCUGACAGACUUUCACACAUUAUUGUCCAGAGAAAAUCAGGUUUUUGUGCAGCCAGAGUUGAUCCUGAUUUUAGCAGACUGAACUGUUUGUGUUUAUUCAUUUUAUUUUCAUUUGACUUUCUAUGACUUUGUUGUCCAACAGAGAUGAUUAUUUUCAUGUCUCAGUAAAUCAUUUUGAAACAAAAAAACUCUCUGUAUUGAACAUUUUAUUUCUGUACUUACUUUGAGCAAUUUGCUUAACAUUUAAUUUUGGAUUUAUUAAUGAGUGUUUCGAAGCCCAUUUCAGCAUCAGUACUUUUGUUGUGUUGAUGUCAGUAAAUCUCAGCUUCGGUAGAAAGUCUUGGUUUGGUGGAACUCUGUCCAUCACACACUGCCACAACUUUUCGGAAUUUUUUUAAAGUUUGAAUUUCCUUCAUUUCCUUUUAUUUCUUUCUAUGUCGCGCCCACUUUAGUUUGUCUGAUGUAGUGAGUCAGUUCAGGUGGUCAGGAUUACUACACAGAUGUGGAAAUGUGUGUACAUUACAAAUAACUUCUAGAUUCUGACAAGUUCUUCUAAUCAGGAUGUUAAAUAUGUUGUUUUUCAGUGCCGUAUGACAUUUUUUCCUUUGUAGAUCCACUGUGAUCUUUAAGUUGUCACAGGGGCGCCGUAUAGACCCUUUAAUGACCCACGUCACGAAUGACGUCACAGCUUUAGCUGGAGGCAAAAGAGGAAGCCCGCGGCCGGAGAGAAAGGCGAAAGACUGAGGGACUAGGCUCUAUCAACUUUUCUAAAAUGUCGUCCUGCUGUGUUUUUGGAUGCCAGAAUAGGAGGAAUGACAUUGGCGAACGCAAAUUAAAGUUUUAUAGGAUUCCACCGAACACUCGUGCUCAGAGGGAACGAAGACAGUUGUGGUUAAAUGCACUGAGGCGAAAAGACUGGACAGAGACGAUCAGCUGCAGUCAAUUCCAGCCAUUUUCAGUACAAAAAAUCGCUAAUAUUCUAUUUGUAAAUAAAAAAUAUUCAAUUCAAUUCAAUUCAGCUUUAUUCCAGACACUGGGUCCAAAUACACACACCAUAAGGACACAACAAGACACAGAAAAAAAUACAAUCAAAAACAAUAACCCGUUAAAUAUGACGAGAAAUACAGGGAAUAUUGGACGCGCAUCACCAGGUGCAUUUCCUUGAAAACGACCGAUUCGUGGAUUAUAUAACGACUUCAAGACAUGUUUUGGACAAAAUAGUUUACUGGCUUGUGUCGUCUGGAUGUCCAAGGUUGGAUUAUGGCCGUUUUUGUGGAAUAUUUUCAUCUGUGUGUAAUAAUGAACCCGCAAAUGUGAGUCGCGCUGUGUACGUUGAAGCCGUGUGUAGAGAAAGGAUGGAUGGAUAUUCGUUGUUUGUCGGACAAAUGUGUUUAUAUCACCCGCUGUGGUAAUCACAUCUGAAAGUGGUUUAUACCGGCGGAUUCAUGAGAAUCUAAGCUUUCCAUUGGCGUAUAGUGUUUGUAUAAUCGUGUCACAGUAUCAGUUGUAUUUUUGUUAGUUUGUAUUUUAGUGCAUGGUUUGGAGUGCUUAUUUUAAUUGUUUAGGUUUUUAUUUUAUAGUUGCAUGGUUUUGUUUGUGGUGGUUAUUUUGUUAUGUUUCUAUUUUGUAGUUGCAUGAGUUUAUUUUGAGUGUGCAUGUUACUGGGUGGAGUGAUUUUUUUUUUUUUCUUUUUUGAGUUGUAAUUAGUGAAGACAGCUGGGACUGAUUUAGCGGAGACCGCGACUGAUUGGACAGAGCUACCUGAGCUGAUGCAGAAAAGAGGGACACAUGUGCAACAGGAAGAGGCGAACAGAGGACUAACAGAGCGCACAAGGGGGAAACCAAGCGGAGGACUAACGGAGCGCACAAGGGGGAAACCAAGCAGAGGAGUAACAGCGCAGCCGUGAGUAGAACUGGGGACAGACGGGGAACCAAGUGGAGCGACACAAGAGUGACCGAGCCAAAGAAACUCCACGCUACAUGCAGUAAGCAGCGCUGGUUCGAGGGGAGAGGACGGAGGCGGACUGAGUCGGGUCGUGGCUGCACGGAGGCAGGAACGGAGGGUUGAAGUGAGCGACGGAUGCCGAGGAGGAUUGAGACAACGCAGAUUCCCAGAUAAGUGAAGGGACGUGAACCAUCCUACCCAGCAGUGGGUGUGUGGUUGGUUGUUUUUAUGGUGUGCCGAAAACUGAGUGACGCUGCAUCUCGUCGGACCAGCCGUGAGGAGGACUCGGAGGUACGGAGGCCAAGGAGGAAGUGUGCGGCUCGUCACUCAUCGCCCUGCGUCGCCUGUUCCCCAGAGAAUAUUCCCUUUGAAGGACUAUCACACCGGCCAAGAUAAGCAUAGCCUCAAAAAGACCCGUGUGCUCUGUUUUAUUGAUCGGAUGCCCCCAACGGGACUGUUUUUUUUUUUUCUAUAGAUUUUAGUAGGAUUUUAGUCUAUUUUUUAAGAGAUUGUUUUUAUCUUGUGUUGUUGGUUUUAAAAUUGAGGAAAUAAAUUUCCUUCAUCCCCCAUUGCAUUUGUGCAUGACUUUUUUUAACAGUGGAAAAUCCAGUCUUUUGACUGCUGGUAACAAGUAUCUGAAUCUGUGCAGUCCAUGUGACAAUCGCGUUUGCAACCUUCGGACAUUCUUUAAAUUCCUGUGCAAGUGUACCGCCGGCGGUACACUUAAGUUUAACGGGUUAAAAAUGCUCGAGUUUGCAGCGCAAACUCCCAGCGCAAACUAUAUACUCCCAGUCCUGCUUGACUUCUCGCUCCGCUUUUGCCUCCAGCAUAAGCCCCGCCCACAAACGUCACAAUGUUUGUAAACAAAUAAAGGGGUGAAAAGUUAGGACAAUUCCAAGGGCCCAUGGAUGACAGGGGCCCCAAAAAAUAUGUAGAAAAAAAUUAAAUUAUUAAACUUAAUAUUAAGCGCAGUAUUUUACUAUUGUGUGUUUAAAAUAUAAUACAGUUCAUAUUCGCUAUGUUUUUAUUGCACUAAAAGUUGAAUAUCCAUUGACAAAAAGAAAACAUCUAUAUUGACUGACCACCCCCCUGUAUCUGCGUGAAAUGGUUUGGUCCGCUUUAGCGUCACUCACUAACGGUGCUUAAUUGCAAUCAGACAGGAGAUGCGCCAAACAGACGUCGCUGCUGUGUGGCCACAAUGUUGUCAAAAAAAACAAAAAUCUGGUUACCAGAAGAGAAAGGAAAGAGAGAGAGAAAAGAAAGGUGUACAAUCUCUGAGCCAGUUUUUCAAUAAGAAAGGUGAGUAGUCUGUGAAUUUAGCCUGUUGGUUUAGGCUAAUGUCCAUGGUGAAAUAAACCAACUAGCUAUAGAUUAGUGUUAGCUUACAUUUUAUCAACAUUUAGUCAGUGCAGGGAAACGUUUAGGAAGGUAUUCAUAUUAAAUCACUGCCCCUGCCCCUUUUAGCAGCUGAUGAUGAUGAGUCAGCAGCACCCCAGUCUCCCCAUACCAUCACCCCUCCCUGCCCCAGUGAAGAAGGUGAGCAACACUGUGCUAAUGACAUUGGCAUGUCAGUAUCAUUGCAGGGAGUCUGUGAGGAUUUAUGUCAAUCUUGCUCUUUUCACCAUUACAAAAAAGAAAAUGAAAUAUUCAUUAAUAACAUAAAUUCCAACAAAUUAUUUUUUUUAUCACAUCAUGAGCAUUAUGAAAUGAUUUAUGAAUAAACAAAUAACCUUCUGUCUGUACUGGAUGAUACAAAUCACCAGUAGUAAAUCUUGCUAGUACUAGUAUAGAACUACAAGAAGAAAGACAGUUGCAAGCCUUUAAUUAGAGUCAUGUAAAGCUUUGAUGGGACAGUUAGGUCCUAGAGAUGUGGUAACAACGGUAGCGCAGCAGCACAGAGGGGGCACCCCUGAGUUGUCAUGCUCAUGUGUAAAUGAAACUGAAGCAUAAUUUUGUUGAAACUUGCUUAACUCAGAUUUCAGGCUGUUCAUAACAUGUUUUGUAAAAGGAGAGUUCAAUAAAUGUGAAUAUUAAAAAAAGUGUUUUCUGUAUUUCUGUUCCAUAAACAGACCAGAAUGAU